Molecule: messenger RNA, 11154 nt
Organism: Diprion similis
Lineage: Eukaryota; Metazoa; Arthropoda; Insecta; Hymenoptera; Diprionidae
Gene: trx
Product: histone-lysine N-methyltransferase trithorax
Exons: 10
Coding region: 98-9985 (3295 amino acids)
Biological process (GO): positive regulation of DNA-templated transcription
Cellular component (GO): nucleus; histone methyltransferase complex
Molecular function (GO): sequence-specific DNA binding; histone H3K4 methyltransferase activity; DNA-binding transcription factor activity
Source: RefSeq, a predicted model, not a curated record
UGGUUGUGUUGGUGGUGGGCCUCGGUAAAAUUGGCGUUAAAAUGGAAACAGAAUUUCGCUACGAGGUGGAGGUCGCGCGAGCCGAAGACAAGUGAACAUGGGAAGGUCCAAGUUUCCCGGUAAACCGCCGAAAACGGUCACCAGGAAGCGAAUCAAGGUUCUUGGGAGACCCGAGGCUGCCCAAACCGACCCCGUAACCGUCGUCGCCGCCGAGAACAUUUACUACGGACUGUCCCUGUUCAACGAAACAUUCGGUGACAACGAAAAGGAACACCCACCAUUUCAUGGCUUUAGCAGCAAAGAAGCCAAGCUGUCUGUGUGUUAUGUUAAAACGCAACAACGGGACACGGAAGUGCCUGAACGGCCUCUAAAAAAAUCUCCCUCCAAGUGUAGAAAAGACAUUAAAGACAUUAAAAAUCCUCCAUUGGAUGGAGAAAACGUAAGGGAUGCUUCUCUGUACAAACGUGGCUCUAAUCGAGGUCGAAUUUCCCGAGAUAGUUUGGGUAAAACAGAGUCGGACGAGGCUAGGAGAGUUUGCAGGAUGAAGAAUCGAAGGAGUAAAAUAGCUGGUACCGAGGCUCUGAACUUGAGCAAAGCUCCAGUGCUCAAACCUGUAAACAACAUCCUAGAAAGACAUCAACGAACCAGGCAACUUAGGAACAGUACAGCUAAAAGAUUACUGCAAAGGGCCAAGUCAAGCGGUUCGGUUAAUACUCGGAACAGCACAGGUUCAACCGGAGACAAGAUUGGUACUGUGCGCAAGUUUGUUUUACCUGUGCGAAGUGUGCAUUCCUCGAGAGUAAUAAAACCGAAUAAAAGAUUUAUAGAAGAAUUGGAAGAAACAUGCAUCCCGGAAAGCUGCGAGAGUCUCAAUGAAAAGUACCAUAAAAGAGCCAAAGUCUUACCGGACAGAACGGGGGCUGAAGAGGUUGUCGAUAAAGACACGAAGAAGCCUAAGAAAACCGUACAAAAUGUCACAGCCAACUCAAAUAUUUCAAAUCACACCGUUAUAGCCGCUGAUAACGAGUCGAAGAAACCUCAGGUUUCUACAUGCAAAAACAAAUCUUCCGUCAAAUCUUCCCAUGUCUCACCCAACACUCCUCAGGAUCCCGUACCGCAAUUACCUAAAUCGAAUAACUGUACAAGUAGCAAGCAAACUGUCAUUCCCACUAAAGUUCCUCCUGAUUCCAGUACCACUAAUACCGAGUCUUCCAGAGUUCAGACUCGUUCUGGGACACUCAGUGCAGCAGUAAAUUCUCCAAGCCCAAAAGCAGACUCUGAGCCUGCUCAUAAUUCGGCUGAUAAUAUGCCUGCUUUGGAAGACGUGCCACUGUUAAGAGAAAGCGUCGAUAAUGUCAGCGACAAAAGUGUCUCGUCGUCAAACUCGCAAAGCUUGGACACAGAGAGCAACCUUUCGGAAAGUGGCAGUGAACACAGCGAUCACAGUGAGGAUGAACAAUCGGAAUGGUCGGGAAUGAAGUUGAAUGGCGGUAAAGUGAUCCUGCGCAAGGCAAGGCUGAAGUUGGACAACAGAACGUCAGGAGGUGCUGAAGGACCGUUUUCCAACUCGAAUGCCCACAGCAAUUCAAGUGGAAGUUCUAAUCCUGGCUUGGCUGCCACUGUCAAAUGUGGGGUAUGCGGGGCAGUACGUUUUUACCGAUUUGUUAAACAGGCCCGUAAGUUUGGCAUUCAUAGUUGCGAGUCAUGUCGCAAAUUUAUUAGUAAGAUGAUCAAACGUCAGGCUUGCACAAAGUCUACCAGCAACACUCUUCCGGUACUUCAAUGCCACAAGGGUGACGGACUGUGUCUGGUACCGCCAGUUGUCAGAAGUCAGCAAUGGAAUCUUAUGAGAUGCGUCUACAAAGCUAGGUGUCCAGCAUGCUGGCUGAAGAUGUGUCUAAAGUGUUACAAUAUACCUGCGGCUCUAAGAGCUGGAUUGAACCUGUUACUUCCACCUUUGAUGAGGGAUCCUUUGGCUGUCUCAGUAUCUGUGCCGAUGUCUGUAUGUCAGGAGGAAAGCGAAGGACAAAUGCAAAGAUUGACGGGGUGCAAAUUGGGUUGGCGAGCCGAAGACAGCUUGGAUAGAAGCUUGUUCAGAUCGGCAACAAGUUGGAACGGACUUGAUAUGCUCGGACAGAAAACGAGUCAUCAAAAUGCCGUUCCAGGAGCGCUGGGCAAAUUGGAAAAAUUUGACUAUCCGAUAUCAGUAUCACCAAGCAAAAAGAGAAGAAAAGAUAACAGGAUAAAGGUUCGAAAGAAAGUAAAAAACCCAUCGCUAGAUCCAUCGACAACAGAUCAAUUUUCUCAGCCCGUCAGACAGAGGCUGGAGUUGAAAGGACCUCGAGUUAAACACGUCUGCCGAAGUGCUAGUGUAGCGCUCGGUCAACCAAUAGCGACAUUUCCGUCCAGCGAGGGUAAAGAGGACAGUGUUGAAUCUGGAAAGAACAUUCCAAGACUACCUAAAGAUGAGGAGAAAACGGAGGAAGUCAAAAAAGUCGAGGAAGUAUUCAAAGAGAAGGAAAUAAUAAAAGCCUACCAAGACGAAACUAUCAAUAUAGUUAACAAUCAAGUUCAACAACCGUCUCAAAAAAGGGCAAAGGUACAAGGACAACAGAAUCUUUCAACGAUAAACCUUUCAGUCAUACGCUCUCUGCCUAAGCCUGUCGUUGAUGAGGUGCACACAGUUUCUAUAGACUUUUGGGAACAGUACGAUCCAGCUGAGGUCGGAGCCAAAGGUUUUGCACUAAUCGGUUCUGAAGCCUUCCACAUUCCUGCGAUAUGCUACCUUUGUGGCAGUGCCGGUAAAGAACCUCUGAUCCAUUGUCAGUGUUGCUGCGAGCCGUAUCAUGCUUUUUGCCUGGAGCCAAGCGAGUGGAACGCAUGUGCUCAACCAAAUUGGUGCUGUCCUCGCUGUACAAUUUGUCAAACAUGCCACCUCAGAUCCGGUCCGAAAUUGUCGUGCAUUCGAUGUCGCCAGUCCUUCCAUCACUCCUGCCUAUCAAAAUCUGGGAUUAGCGCAAGACUGUACAGUCCCGACAGACCCUAUGUAUGCCAAAGUUGCAUAAAAUGCAAAAGCUGUGGAAGCGAAGGUGUCAGUGUCCAUGUUGGCAACCUACCUCUAUGUUCUAUGUGCUUCAAGCUCAGACAGCGUGGAAAUUAUUGCCCUCUGUGUCAGAGGUGUUACGACGAAAACGACUUUGACACAAAGAUGAUGGAAUGCAACGAAUGCUCAUGCUGGGUUCAUGCACGGUGCGAAGGCCUUUCGGACGAACGUUACGAAAUUCUGAGCUACUUACCAGACUCCAUAGAGUUUAUUUGUCGCCAAUGUUCACCGAACCCAAAUUCUAUCUGGCGAAACGCAGUCGAAGCAGAACUGAAGGCAGGUUUUAUAGGUGUUAUAAAAUCCCUAAGUAAAAACAGAAAGGCGUGCGUUGCUCUGAAGUGGAGCCCUAGAAAGGAGUGCUUGUGCAGGCCAAUAUCUAGCGUCAGAAAGCUGGACUUCUCGGACGAAAAACUUGAGGUGUGUGUUAUAAACGGCAAGGAAGUUAUCAACAGGUUCGAUGACUACGACGACUGUAACAGUGAGCGUUCUACAGAUGCUGAUUCAAACUUGAGCGGAAAUUUGAAGUCUGAUAACUCCAGUAAAUCUGAUUUUGAAACUGAUGACCAGCCUACAGAUCCACCCAAGAGAGGGUUAAGGCGAUUGCGACAGAAGUUUCACUUGAAAGAAUGUUCGGUUAGAGUGAAAAAUUGCCUUUCAAAAGAGGGGCAGGAAAUUUUGGACGGUAAAGACACGGGCGUCGAUAUUGACACGCCACGUGGUUCUGCAAUUGAGAAUAAAGAGUGCCUUUGCCUUGAGCAACAAAUUAUUGCUAGGCCAUCACCAACCUUGAUGUCUGUAAAGCGUAAAGUGAACGGUAAUGAAUACGGGUCAUUGUUGCAGUUUCACUGUGACAUGGAACACGUCAUCAAUCGUGCAUCUAACGAGGAUCUUGUUGAAGCGUAUCACAAAAUUCUGUGCGAGGUAUUUCCUUGGUUUCAUCCAAAGCAUUCGAAAAUCACAUCGAGCACUGGGGGCUUGUCCACGCCAACGAAAGAAUCGUAUUCCAAAGACAGCGAGAAUUUUUUGGCAAAGUUGGAUGAUUCAAUUCUGGAAACGUGGAAGGAGGAAGUUCUGAGGGCACCAAAAGCUAUCGCAGCGAAAUCGGGAAAUUUAUACCAGAAUAUCAACGCGCAGGACAGCAGGUCAUGUUGCUUGUGCAAAGGACUUGGUGAUGGUCACUCUACAAGAGAGGGCCGUCUCCUUUACUGUGGCCAGAAUGAAUGGGUUCAUGCGAAUUGUGCGUUGUGGUCCAACGAGGUAUUCGAGGAGAUUGACGGAUCGCUUCAAAACGUUCACAGUGCUAUAUCAAGAGGUCGGUUAAUACGGUGUACAGAAUGUGGAAAGAAAGGAGCAAGCGUUGGUUGCUGCAGUAAAAAUUGCAAUGGAACGUAUCAUUAUCCAUGCGCAAGAAACAUAGAGCUUGCAUUUAACGAUGAUAAGACGGUAUUCUGUACUUUGCAUUUGUCCAACUGCAUGGACAAAACACCGCAAUCUCAGGAGGACUUUGAUUUAAAAAGACCAGUUUAUGUUGAGUUGGAUCGUAAAAAGAAAAAAUAUGCCGAACCUAAUAAGGUCAAAGUCAUGAUCGGCUCUCUUACCAUCGACUGCCUUGGCACCAUUGUUCCAGAGUUUUCUGACACAAUUGAGAAAAUAGUGCCAAGUGAUUACAAGUGUUCCAGGCUAUACUGGUCCACCAUUAACCCUUUGAAAAUUGUCAAGUAUUAUAUUAGGACGUUUGUUCAAAUAUAUGUACCCGAGGCAGCUGUGGAUAUGGAAAAUAAUGUCACCAUCGAUCACUCCAUGGAGCGAGAGAUGGAAAGCGAAUCCGAGAAAUCGGUUGCGGUAAAACAGACGUUGGACACUCUCAUAGAUUCUGUAUGCAAUAAAGAAGCGGAUGAAAAUUUAGCUGAACAGAAUAACACAGACCUCUUACCACCGGAGCUGAAGGACGCAAUUUUCGAAGACCUGCCCCAUGAUCUAUUGGAUGGAAUUUCGAUGCAGGAUAUCUUUCCAAAAAUGUCGUAUGAAGACUUUUUAGCCAUGGAUAUGAAAACUGAUGGCGGUUUUGGUACAGAUUUAUUGAAAGAUGAAAUAUUGCCAACAGAAGUAGACGAGAUGAUAAAACCUACUGAGAACAAAGUGUCUAAAAUGGAUCCUUCUAUGCCGGAACUCGGACCUCAGAAUGAUUUCUGGCUUCACCUGGAAGCAAAGAGUUCUGUUCAAGAUAUAGUCGACGAUAUAUUGAAUUCAAAAAAUCAGAAAUUGGGGGGCAGAGAACUAAAACGAUCAAAGUCUGAGGUGAUAUCCAACAAUUCCGUCGUCGUUGGCGGUCCUAGACAUCACCAGAGAUCCUGUAGUCUUACCUGGAGCUACAAAUUAGACGGCACCUAUGGACCCACAAUGAAGCGGAGAAAGUUGCCGAAGAAUCUAAAUUCUACAAGAUCAGAAGCCGCUGUAACGGUUGUGGAGUCUCAAAACGAGCGGACCCCAAUGCUGCACGAACUCCGUAUACCAGAAAGUAUUAUGCUAACAGUGGGCAGGGCUAGUACUCCCAGUAUUAUCUCAGAGUCUGUCAGAGAGCUCAAAUACUGCAUCGAGGAUUCUGGCGUGACAACACGGCGCACUUCGCCGCGGGAUGACGGCAAAGAACACAAAAGGCUCCUUUGGCAUGCGAGGCAGCACCCGCGAAUUCUCCAGGUAGACGGAACAGCGGAUACAGGAAGCGCAAGUGAGUGCAGCUCUCCUGAAUACACAGCAGAGGAUCGAGUCCCACCUCUCCAUUCGCUGGACGCGAUUGUUAGGAUCCCCCAGGUCGACGGAGCAAAUGAUGAUUCCUCCUGCGACAGUGGAAAAUUUGACACUGGCGCAAGUUUGUAUAAAUACGCGUCUAGGUUUUCAAAAUUGAGUAGGGUUACUCGAAAGGAGGAUGGAAAGGAGCUGGUGGAGAAAUUUGAUCAGAGUGACGCAGUGUCCUUUAAAAUUCCGCAGCUGGAUGGAGCAGAUGACGUGUCUAGUGACGACGAGUGUUCAUCGCCACACUCUCAGGUUCCGGACGAAUUGGGCACGAGCUUGUUAACAAAGUACCUGCCAAUCCCCGAUCCUGUGGAUCAACCUGUGACUUGCAAAAGGUGCCGAUGCACGUACAGGACACAGGAUAGCUACAACAGACACCUUGCUACCUGUGACAUCAUGACUACAAGCGAUAGCGACUCCGAGACUAUGGACAACAAACUUCAAUCCCCAGAUUCAAGGUUUUCACCUAGUAUUGGGUCUUCGAUUGAAUCACCACAGUUCAUUACUAUGUCUCCGUCUGAAGGACACACUUUGUCAUCUGAGUAUUCCGAUAUCCAAGCUACAUCUCCCGUUGAAGCUUCGGUUCCCUCGCCCCAUCCUGGAAUUCAAAUGGAUCCCAUCGCUCAGGCGAUAAUGACACCUCAAAUCCACACUCACGCCACGGUAGAAACUGUUCACCAAACGGUAUUAACGUCCAACGACAUGAUCGUACAAACUCAGUAUACUAGAACAACUACAACAUUACCAAAUGCCACAGUAUUACCACAGCAAUCGGAGAGUACAGUUCAAAUAACCGAAAUCACAGAUCCUCCGUUGAUAUCGAGGGAUUCUGUGACCAGUAUUACACAAAGCGACAUAAACGUACCCCUAACAUCACCGGACAGCACAAGCUCUCAGACCAUUCCAAGCCCCCAAGUAUCGCCAACUUUUUCAUCGACCGGUGUUCAGACCAGCGCCAACGAGGCAGGAGUAAAUGCUGGUGUUCAGCAAGCUAAGCUUUCGAAGCCAAAAUCUCCCAGAACCCCAAAGCCCAGGGUCAAGGGCAUCAAGCCCAAUAUAUUACGAACCUCUAACGUACCACAGUCAAGCCACGUCCGGUUCCAAACGAUCCAAAAUAAUACGCCAAUCAUACAGCUGCAGCAAGCCCAAAGAGCCACUGGUCCAACGGUUAUUCUACAACAGGUUCCCCAGCCAAAUUUGAUGUCCGCAUACGUGGAAGCCCUGCAGCAGCAGCAACAGCAACAGCAACAUCACCAGCAAUCGGCUCAAAACUUGCAGUACGUAGCUACGAUCGGAGGGCAACAUGAGACCGGCUAUAAGCCACAAUUCAUAACUGCGAAUUCGUUAGUUCCUGGUGCCUACAUUCAGGCCUCGUCUGACAAUUUGUUGACGUUGCAAAACGGCGGAAUAUCAGUAUUACCGAGCGUACAAAUAGCUCAACCACAGCCGACCGUUUUGGGCACUAUUAUUCAGCAACAACCGAGCGCCAUACAAUGUGGAGUGAUAUCGUCAGAGCAAUUGGUACUUAGCUCUGCGCCGGCGCUUGAAAUGUUCACAGAUUCAACAGGGAGUAUGUUCGUCUCUAGCCAACCGAUGUACUAUGGUCUUGAGACAAUAGUGAGCAAUACCGUUAUGUCGUCUAGUCAGUUUGUGGCCGGAGCUGUUCCUCAGGUACUCGCAAGCAGCUACCAAACUACUACGCAAGUAUUUCAAGCUUCGAAACUCAUGGAACCAAUCGUAGAUGUUCAGUCUGUGUCUAAUGUUCCAAAUGUUCCAUCGGUACAAACGGUUCAGAGUGUUCCUGGGGUGCCCGGAAGCUAUGUGGUCGUCAAUCAACCACAACCCCCUAUUGCUGAGCCAAGUAAUCCACAAUUAACUAUUCCAGCAAAUCCGGAACAGGCUUUCGCUCCCGCGAAUUGUAAUUCUAUACAACACGGGCCGUGCUUACAGGUAGCGGAUCCUGUACAGCCACUACAAGUACCACAGAUUCAACCAAUUAUCUCUAGUGCAGUUUCUCCUAGCGAUAUGUUGGCUGGUUGUAAACAGCAGCAACAGGCUUCAACGGCAAUACCAAGGGUUGCUGUUAGACCAAGUCCCGUGUCUCACACGUCUGUGCAACCCAUUCAACAAAUACAGUCAAUGCAGCCCUUGCAUCAGGGUCCCUGGAGAAUAACGGAGCCUCUCUUUGCGUCGGAGCAGCCUAUCAGCAACAAUAUCAGACCGUACUUUGACUCAAAACAUGUGUCGGAAAACACUAGCAUGAUAAAAUCAAGCAUAUCAACGAAAAUGCCACCUUUGCCAAGCCACUGCGUACCACAGAGGAAUAAUAAUAAUAUUACUGUAAAUAAAAUGAAUCACAAUGAUGUAAAUAAUGUGCAUACCAACUACGUUAAUACGAUGUCUAAUAACAGUGGAAGUAGUUGUAUUGUUAAUAGUAGUAGUAGUAAUAGCAAUUGUAACAACGUUAACAUGAUGAACACAAACAAUGUAAACCCCAUCAAUGUGAACGUUUGUGCAACUAAUAAGAUUACCAUGCCAGUGAGCAAUGUACCUACAAGCAGGCCGAUGAAUCGGGUUCUACCAAUGCAGGCGAUCACCUCAAAACCGGAACCAGCAGAGCAAAUGCAGAAGCCAGAUAUUGCUGGCGAGGAACCAACUAAGCUGAACGUCCAGAUUUCCAAAGGCAGAGAUGACAUGAUUGUCGAACCGGUGAAAGAACCAGAUGCGUCUACCAAUGAUUUGAGUAACAGUGAUGCAAUGGCGUUUGAUAUCGAAACGAUGAAUAAAGUGAAAGAGAACUUGAAGUUGGAACUGGAUAAGGAAAAGUUACAGAAUAAAUCUUUGAAGAUUGUCUUUCAAAAGCAGCUACAGGAUGGUUCUUACAAAAUAACGCAAAAUAUGAAAGCAGUUUCGCAAAACAAAAGGACACCACAAAUCACUUCAGUUGAAAUUUUAUCACCUAGAGAAGCUGCAAAGAUUACUUCCCUACAACUUUCGCCGCUAAAGAACUUUGCGUUGAAGUCGGGCAAGAUAGAGAGCAAACCAAGCUCGCUUGAUAAUAAAGUGGAUUCGCCAAAACCUAGACCGCCUCCUAUAGCAGUGAAGAAACCAAGAAUUGUCUCGAAGAUCUUGAAACCUCCAAACAGUAAUCCUCCCAAGUUGAUGGUAAAAAAAUCAAUUUCGAAACGACCCAGCAUGAUGUACGAAAUCAAAUCGCAGGAUGGUUUCACGCAUGUUGCUUCUUCCAUGUCCGAAGUCUGGGACAAAGUCUUCGAAGCUGUACAGUCUGCACGGAGGGCUCACAACUUGCCUCCGUUACCUCACAAUCCCCUUACGGAAAAUCUGGGACUUGAAAAUAACGCAACUGUGUAUCUGGUGGAACAAUUGCCAGGUGUGAAUAGGUGCACCAAGUACAAACCAAAGCUGCAUAAUUUAAAACCGCCAAAACCGAGCGAGAUAGAAAACGACUUACUGACAGAAUGCGACAGCGGAGCUGCGAGGGCUGAAUCUUUCAAGGGAAGGAAGGUCCACGACAUGUUCAGUUGGCUGGCAUCGAGACAUCGACAGCAGCCAAAAAUGAUUGCCAUUUCAGAAAACGAAUCACGGAGAGCUGCUAGCACAAAUUUACCAAUGGCAAUGAGGUUCAGGAUUCUUAAGGAAACAUCUAAGGAAUCUGUCGGCGUUUAUCACUCGCACAUUCACGGAAGGGGUUUGUUUUGCUUGCGGGAUAUCGAGGCUGGAGAAAUGGUCAUUGAAUAUGCUGGAGAGGUAAUCCGAGCAUCAUUGACAGAUAAACGCGAAAAGUACUACGACAGCAAAAACAUUGGAUGUUACAUGUUCAAAAUUGAUGACCACCUAGUCGUGGAUGCAACCAUGAAAGGGAACGCUGCUCGUUUCAUCAAUCACUCUUGCGAGCCAAAUUGCUACUCUCGAGUGGUUGACAUCCUUGGUAAGAAACACAUUCUAAUAUUUGCGCUACGUCGCAUAGUGCAAGGCGAGGAGCUGACCUACGACUACAAGUUUCCCUUUGAGGAUAUCAAGAUCCCGUGCACCUGUGGUUCCCGCAGAUGUCGAAAAUAUCUCAAUUGAGCAGCGCGUACCUGAUUGGUGACAUUGUUAGGAAAUAAUGGAUUGAAAAUCACGAGAGCAUCGCGCGUUUAUUGAAAUAUAUAUCACCACAAGGUCAGUUUGCACCAAUCGUAGUAGUUCUAUUCUCAACGAUAUCGACACACAAAGGAAGAGAAGAAGAAAGAAAAAAAAACCACGACCGAAUUACAGAUGCAGCUUUUUAUUUAAAGACAACCACUCGAUGGAGCGGAACGGAAAGAAAAAACGAAAUAGUAUAUAGUUAAGAAUGUUUUAAAUAUUGACAGGCCAGAUAAUAUAUCUCAGCUGACGCAGCGUUGUGAAGUCGUUUUAAGUUUUACUUUUCAUUUCUCUAAACGGCUACGCUUAGUAAUUAAUUUAAGGAGUAUAUACCAGUAGCAAUAAUAAUCAAUUGAAUAUAUCUUCGGCUUGCUUUUACGCUUCAAAAGUUAAUACACCUUAUCGUGUUAACGACUCUUUGGAUACACUUUACACAUGCCUGUGCUAUGGCACGCAACUUAUAGAUUCUACGCAUCGUCCACUAUCGAGGCUCGCUCGUAAUCAAGGUCUAAUUAUCGGUACGCAGUAACAUUCACACUGGAUUACAAUCCCUUAUCGGAUUGCUUAGUAUUUUGUGCAAACGAGCUAUAUUAUACUGCCGUGAAAAUUGAAUUUGGUCAAAAAAAGAAAUUGAAAGUACGAUAAUAUUAGAAGGUCCAGCGUGGGUUUUACUGGAAACUAAAUUGACCUUGUACGGGCUCAAUUUUAAUGCCAGAUUUAAAGCUUUCUUGUAAGAUAUGUAAUUGUUAAAAAAAACCACACUUUGUCUCGAUGUAAGUGAUGAGAGUACCCAGUUUUACGUAAGAUAGGAUCGUAGGCAUUAAGGAGAGAGAUUGAGAAUGGCAAGAAAGGAUGAUCUUUUUAUUUUUAUUUUUAUUUUUUUUAUUUUUCUUGUAAAGAAAGACUAUCCAAAGGUACGUCUACUUUGGCAGCGAUGUGCGAAAGGUAUGAAUAAUAUUAAUGAUUUGUUCACUUGAGCCAUACCUUACUGUUGCUGUUGUAAUAGGACAGAACAAAGUCCCCUGUUCUUAGGUUGGGGGUAUUUUACGAAACUCCCAUUGUAAGAUAUUUAUCCUCCCCCCUCCCUUCCCCCCAUGAUGGUUAAAUUUUUU